Penicillium paradoxum is the source of this 1095-nucleotide messenger RNA. RefSeq lists its product as uncharacterized. The coding region runs from base 1 to 1095 and encodes 364 amino acids. The transcript is spliced from 3 exons. Lineage: Eukaryota; Fungi; Ascomycota; Eurotiomycetes; Eurotiales; Aspergillaceae. The record is from RefSeq and is a predicted model, not a curated record.
AUGUCGUCCCCCGAGCAUUCUGAACUUGAUCAGGCCGACAAGGGCAGUCAAACAUCGCCCCCUCCAACUACUAAAUCGGGACAACCCCGUAUUCCCUCGCUUCUUCCACUUCAAUUCAACUGGGGGGGACUAAAUCUAUCAGAUCGCAUCGACGAUGGACCCAUGUGUGAUGAAAUUGAACGGCUUCACGAGAGAGCCAUAAAGGCAGAAAGGGACGCUGAUGCAUCCCAAAAAGCUCGAAUUCUUGCAGAGGAGCAGUCUCGCCGACGGGCCGAACUACUUGAUGAAGCUCUCCGUGACGCAAAAGAAGCUAGAAAGGAGAACCGCAUCCUAACGACCACCGUCGCUCGCUUACAAGCUGGAAUGGAGUCCUUCACCGACGAAGAAGCCAGACGCGAAAUGUGCUUACUCUAUCACGAUCUUGACACUUGGAGACUCAACCAUUUUGGGGGUCAGUCAAGAUUCAAGUCCGCGAGCAGUGAUGUUCGGGAGUUAGACAUCAUCCAGUCGGACGUUGCAGGGAUGAUCUUUAGAUCAUUUUGGAAUGGAUUUUCAGUUGGUUGUCCGCCUGCUUUGGGUAGCUAUCUUGUGAAGAUCAACAGCGAGAUCAAAGAAAAAAAAGUGCUCCCCCAUAUUGCUCAUCAUUGGCGAUGUGCAAUGAGCACUGCCAUCAUGUCAUUAGAAACCGCCAAUUUAACCAACCGGUGUGAUUGGAUCAUCGAACAGGUGGAGAGAUCCUUCGGCCGCUAUGCUGCCACUGACAGGUCAAAGCGCACGCAGCAACUAUUCGAUAUUGCUAUCCGCUGCGUCAAGCUCAAACAUAAAUUAGAUUGCCAGGAAGACACGUACGCCUUCUGGUGUAGUCACCACAAAAUGCAGUUCCGAGAGGAGCGAAUGCGUGACGUCGCAGAGGAGGGAACUUCAGAUGGAUUUGUUGAAGUAAGCUUAUGGCCGUGUUUAUACAAAAUAUUGCGAAACAGUACAUGGGUGGUCAUUGAAAAGGAAGUUGUGAAGAAGAUUCCACCAGUUGUUCCCAUGGAUGAAUUUGUGGCCACAGAAGACUUCCACGAUAGUGAGGACCUGCUUGAGCUAUAA